AUAAUAUUUUACAGCUUUUUGAGCAGAGUAGCUUUUCGUAUUACUGCAGUCCUCUUAGUAUUCAUACAAGACCAGAGCUGCUAUGACAUAAUUCCACUGUACAAUGCGAUGAAGAAGAAGGUGCUGUCAGACUCUGAUGAGGAAGAAGAGAAAGACACAAAUGUGCCAGGAACUUCCACUAGAAAAAGAAAGGAUCAUCAGCCGAAGCGGCGGCUGCGUAACAGAGCUCAGUCGUACGACAUUCAGUCGUGGAAGAAGCAGUGCCAGGAGCUGCUGAAUCUCAUUUUUCAGUGCGAAGACUCUGAACCAUUUCGACAACCAGUGGAUCUCCUUGAAUAUCCAGAUUAUAGAGAUAUUAUUGACACUCCUAUGGAUUUUGCUACUGUUAGAGAAACACUGGAAGCUGGAAACUAUGAGUCACCGAUGGAGUUAUGUAAAGAUGUGAGACUUAUUUUCAGCAAUUCCAAGGCCUAUACACCAAGUAAAAGAUCAAGGAUCUACAGCAUGAGUUUGCGCCUUUCUGCUUUCUUUGAAGAGCACAUAAGUUCUAUUUUGUCGGAUUAUAAAUCUGCCCUGCGCUUUCAUAAAAGGAAUACAAUAAAGAAACGAAGGAAAAAAAGAAGUAGAAGCAGCUCUGUUUCCAGCAGUGUUGCAUCCAGCCCUGAAAGGAAGAGGAGAUUGAUAAAACCUCCGCUGAAGGCAGAAACGUCUGCCACCUCUUCAUCCUCUGCCCCGGCACGGUCAGCAGCGCUGAGACACGCGCUGCCCCAGAUGAACGGGAAAGCGGCUGAAACCUCUUCCCUCGUGCGCACCAGGAGCAACAGGGGGGUAACAGACGUGGCUGUGACAGAGCAGCCGUCUACUUCGUCAGGAGCAAAGCCUUUAACGAUAAAGCCUUUAAUUACAAAGCCUAAUACUACUGCAGGGACAGCAAAGUCAGUACUGGAGAACUCAACCAAACAUUCCAAGAACCAGAAUACUGUAUCGAUCCCUAGCCAGUCUGAUUACAGUCACAACACCAGGAAUAACUCCACCAGAGAAAAUCCUGAGAAAGAGAAGCAAAUCAAGCGCAAAGUAAAAUCUUCCACUGUUAAUCAACAAGCAGAUUGCAAGAAUAAUGCUCUGGCAUCAGGAAGCAUUCAGGUAAACGGACACGGAGCACAGCCUUCAAAACCUCCCGUUAAAAGAGGGCCCGGACGCAAACCGAAGGUGGAGACCAAUAACAGUGGCUGUGAAGUGGUGCACAAGAAAAGAGGCAGAAAACCAAAAAAGCUGCAAAUGGUUGAACAGCAAAAGGUUGCGGAGCAGAACGCAAUCCAGCCCCCGAGGGAUGUUCCAGAAGAAGCCUCUGCUUCCACCGCAUGCAAUUCUCUUUCUGAAAACAAUAUGAAGGAAGACUUGAUACAAAAAAAAGGCCGUGGGGGUAGAAAGCCAAAAAGAAAGCUCAAGACUCACCAGCCAGGCUCGGACCUUUUAGUUCCUGCGAAUGUUAAAAUGCAGACGAGGAGCAGGAGGAAAAAGAUAGACGAGCCCAUGGAGGAGGGGGCUGAAGAGCUUAAAGAGUCUGAACCUCACAUGAGAACUAGAAACCAGGGUAGGAGGACAGCCUUUUACAACGAGGAUGACUCUGAGGAGGAGCAAAGGCAGCUGUUGUUCGAAGACACCUCCUUAACUUUUGGAACAUCCAGCAGAGGCCGAGUCCGAAAGUUGACUGAAAAAGCAAAAGCUAAUUUAAUCGGUUGGUAA
Messenger RNA from Mesitornis unicolor (brown roatelo), 1746 nucleotides. Its product is annotated as PH-interacting protein-like. NCBI's taxonomy places the organism in Eukaryota, Metazoa, Chordata, Aves, Mesitornithiformes, Mesitornithidae. Gene Ontology annotation, molecular function: protein binding. The annotation marks the transcript as partial. The transcript is spliced from 9 exons. The record is from RefSeq and is a predicted model, not a curated record.